Messenger RNA from Vicia villosa (hairy vetch), 985 nucleotides. RefSeq lists its product as uncharacterized. The transcript has a single exon. The record is from RefSeq and is a predicted model, not a curated record. Bases 154 to 783 code for a protein of 209 amino acids. NCBI's taxonomy places the organism in Eukaryota, Viridiplantae, Streptophyta, Magnoliopsida, Fabales, Fabaceae.
CACAAUCCACUUAAUUUCCAGACAGUUUCAACCUCAAUUCAUUUCCCUACAUCGUGGCACAAAUCAUUACAAUCAUCACCAAUAUAAAUACCAUCAACAUUCAACAACAUUAUAUAUUUAUAAAUAUCAUCAACAUUCAACAACACAACUAAAAUGGAGUUUUUCAACAAAUCAAAAACCGUGAAGCUUAGAAGCCACCUCGGCAAGUACCUAGUAGCAGACUCAGACAAAAACAACAACAACAACAACCUCCGUCAAAGCAAAAAAGGAACAACCAAAACCGCACUGUGGUCAAUCGAACUUGUCGAAAACAAACCCCAUCACAUACGGCUGAGGACUUACAACGGCCGUUACCUAACCGCAACCGACACGCCAUUUCUUCUCGGCAUGACCGGAGACAAAGUCGUCCUAACCGAUUACGACGCGGGGUUGAGCUGGAAAUACGAAUGGGAACCGAUAAAGGAAGGGUACAGCGUGAAACUGAGGAGCUGGUGUGGGAAGUUGUUGAGAGGGAACGGUGGAACGCCGCCGUGGAGAAACUCUGUUACGCAUGAUGAUCCGUAUACUGCUGCGACGAAUAAUUGGAUUCUUUGGGGUGUUGAGGCUGUGGAUGAUAAGAUGAAUGUUGAGUUGUUGAAUAGGGUUAGUUUUGUUUCGAAUUCUUCGUUUGGUUCUGGGGAAGAUGAGGUUGACGAUUCUGAAUUGGUGGCUUCUGAGAAGAAGUCGUGGUCUUCGUUGAAGUUUCGUCGGAAUUCAAAGUUGCAGCCAGAGGUGCGUGUUUGAGUUUUAACAUGCUUAUGGAUCAUUCUUUUUUAGCCCCGUCAAAACAUUUUCAUAUGUGGCAGAUGUCUUACGUGGAACUGCGAAAUAUUCAUAGUUGGGAGUUUUUAAUUUUCAAUUUAAAAUUAAAAUGUGUUCAAUUAAAAGGAUUUAAGUGAUUUUUUUAUUUUAUUUCAAAAUAGUUUUAUAUUAAAGAUGAUUUUUU